This is a messenger RNA of Truncatella angustata, 852 nucleotides long. Its product is annotated as heterokaryon incompatibility protein-domain-containing protein. The record is from RefSeq and is a predicted model, not a curated record. The annotation marks the transcript as partial. The transcript is spliced from 2 exons. Lineage: Eukaryota; Fungi; Ascomycota; Sordariomycetes; Amphisphaeriales; Sporocadaceae.
UACGUUGCACUGAGCUAUUGCUGGGGCGGACCACAACCAGUAGAAACUACCAAAGCCACCUUACACCGGCAUCUAAACGCCUUGCCGAUGGAACGGCUUCCCCAGACGAUCAAGGACGCCAUCGCUGUUACACGAGGCCUAAAGGUCAAGUACUUAUGGGUCGAUGCCCUCUGUAUCAUUCAAGACAGCCUCGAAGACAAGGCAAUUGAGAUCAGUCGCAUGACUGAUAUCUACAACCUUUCUCAUGUCACGAUAUCCGCCAGCACGGCGGCGACAUGCCAAGAUGGGUUUCUACAGCAACGCAAGCUCGAGAAGCAACCCAUCAAGCUCCGCGCCAAGUUCUCGCAUGUCAGGAAAGGCAAUGUAUUGCUCAUGGUUGAUUCCCAGGGCGACGAACCCAUCCACAAGCGUGGCUGGACAAUGCAGGAACAUCUUCUUGCACCGCGUCUUCUUUCCUUCGGAUCUCUCUGCUUGGAAUAUCGCUGUUUGUCAGGUCGGCGGCGUGAUGGAGGCACCCCUCUGCCCUGGAACCAGCAGCAAACGGGUAUGCCGAUCACGGAGGGAGGUGCACAAGAAGACAAGAGCCGCGUCGUCGCCCAGUGGGCGAACAUUGUUGAGGCUUACACGGGUCGUGGUUUGGGCUUUCUAGAUGACAGGCUCAAUGCCAUCUCUGGGAUAGCAAGAAAAUUCUGUCGACCAGAACUGGGCGAGUAUCUUGCAGGACUAAUCAGCUUCGAACUUCCAUCCCAGCUUGUAUGGUCACGAGCCGCCUCCCAGACAUCUCUGCCGCGGCCAAAGGCCUACAGGGCACCAUCAUGGUCAUGGGCUGCUAUCGAUGGCCAGGUCAGCUUC